Molecule: messenger RNA, 1341 nt
Organism: Penicillium maclennaniae
Lineage: Eukaryota; Fungi; Ascomycota; Eurotiomycetes; Eurotiales; Aspergillaceae
Product: putative C2H2 finger domain protein
Exons: 3
Source: RefSeq, a predicted model, not a curated record
AGCCCUCUCACCAUGGCCUCGUUCAAGGAAUUGUCUCUCUCGCGUCCCCUCAACCCCAACCAGCGUUCCCACGCACACUCCAUUUCACUCGGUGCCGUCAAUGCCAAUCAUCGCGUCACCCGCAGAAAGAGUGUCACCACCUCGACUGCCAAUGCCGUGGCCGCGAUCGCGGCGUCGAUGAAGGAGGGCGGAGAGUCCUUGUCGCUCCCUAUGGCCGCGCACCGCCGCAGCCUCGGGGGCCGCAAGGGAGUGGAUUCCGCUUCAGUGGGAAGUCCGUCCGGCUAUGCUUCAUACCUGUCUCGUAGCGUCAACAGCCCCAGCCAAGAGCCUGUGCCUCGCAAAUCCUCGCCGAGCACCUCCGAAGCGGACGGCAAGUCCAUUCUCAAGGGUCGCAACCGCCGAUCCAGCGAAGCUGGUUUGAUGAAGAGCGAUGGGAAACGCAAUCCGGCGGACCUCCGCUGUGAUCGUUGUGGGAAAGGGUACAAGCAUGGCAGCUGCUUGUCCAAGCAUAUGUGGGAACACGACCCAGCCUGGAACAUUACCUCGAAACUUCUCAUCUCCAAGCACCAGCAGGUCCAGCUGCUCGAGGCGGCCUCCGUGCUGGUGAACAUGAACAUUGACGAGGAGCCCGAAGAGUCCCCCGAGGCCGACUCGGAACUCUCCUCUGGCUCUCCCGGCGCCUUGUCAGAAGUCCGUGAUGGCAUCAGCUCGGCCGAGACGACGCCGCCCCCGCUGGACGAGGAAGAGGACGAUGACUUUGAGAUGUCCGGCAUGCCGGCCAACUGGACGAAGCGCCCGAGCAUCAGCAACGCCUCGGCCUUUUCCCGAUCUUACCAGUCGAUUCCCUCCAGCUCCUAUAACGAGAGCGCUCCUCUCCACUCCCCUGCCUUCUCCCACUUCCGCAAGUCGAGCGUCGAUACCCGUCCCUCCACCGCGGAUACACGGCUGCACGAGGAUGAUGAGGCUGAUUUAGCCGCUGCCAUCGGAUUGUGCAACUUUGGUACUCCUCGGACCAACCCCGUGGCUAACACUCCCGAUGUGCCACCUGUACCUCCAUUGCCGGCUCGCUACUUGGAUUCGAGCAGCCACCAAAGCUCUGGCCUGGCACAACCUAGCGCUAUGAGCGAGGCCCUUCGCCGCGAAUCCAACGCCGAACUCUUCCUCUCCGCCUCUCUCAACCCGUCGCAAUCUUACAAGGUGUCAGAUCUACGCGGAGCACGAGGCGGCCAAGCCACGGCUCAGGAGACCCGCCAACGUCGCAACGCCGAUGUGGACUUUGGCAGCCGCACAUCUCCCACCGACGACGAUGACGACGGUGUCUUCGGCCGCAUGGAGGAAUAA